Molecule: messenger RNA, 2827 nt
Organism: Aplysia californica (California sea hare)
Lineage: Eukaryota; Metazoa; Mollusca; Gastropoda; Aplysiida; Aplysiidae
Exons: 2
Coding region: 943-2664 (573 amino acids)
Cellular component (GO): extracellular region
Source: RefSeq, a predicted model, not a curated record
CAUUAUCCACAAACAAGCUUUAAAUAAUUGUUUCGUUAACACCUUUUCUCUAAAAAAAGCAGAGGUACAUCUACUAUUUUGAAGUAAGAUUUAAACUCAAACUCAAACCACACCGGUUAAACUGUGUCGUUGUGUCGGGUAGACUUCUUCUAGAUGGCCCCAUAUGCCUUCCUCGAAGGUCGUCAAAGACGGCCCCCCUACCUGAGACAAGCUUGAUAAGAUAAGGUCGUCUCGCCCCCGUCCCAUAUAUAUAAUAAUAUGCCUUUCUCCAAUCCGUCAUGGAAGCUGCAGGCCAAGCAGACCUGGUGAUGGUGACAUCUGUUCUGACGGAAUUGCUGUUCUAGCAUAAUGUUUAUAACUCGCUGCAAUAAUUUUGGUCUUUUGUGAAAGCAUUUGUCUUUUUGGGAUUUGUUUUUAAAAUUUUUUAAAGAAAAAAUUACUGCCUUUUAUCGAGUAUCAAUGCAGUGAGUAAAUAACAUCAGACUGCUUAUUCGGCAAGUUUUCAGAAAAUAUACAGGCGUAUAAUAUAAUAAUAAAUAACUUAAUGUUGUUUAUCGAGCAUACCACAUGUACUUUUAUGCUAACCGGUAGCCAAUAAUAUAACAACACGUUCUUCAGCCAUAAAGCGAAAGUUUGUUAACGACCAGGCGCUCCUUUAAGUAUGUAAAUCAACCGCUUUUGUUUGUAAAUGUUUAGUGUCUGUUUUGUGAGUGAGUUUUGCGAGAUUCACAAAUUAUUGGCUCAACUUUUUCUGGCGAAUGAUGGGGUACCUUUAGAAUUUUCAUGCACGUUUUUAUUUCGGAACACACGAUCCUGUUUUGAAUAAUCAAGGAUCGUUAAAAUGUGUGUAUAUAAUAUGAACCGGGGAGGCCUGUUACUUUGACUGUGCAUUCCCGCACAUCAGCCAGUUGACUACAGCUCGUUGGACCCAGCGUAUCAGUAAUGGCGGUUGACAUCCGCACCUCGUGUUGUCUGCUCCUGCUUCUCGUCGCCUCGAGCCAGGCAGCCUGGUGUCGCAACGAGUAUUGGACUGGGAUUUUCAACAAACAAGGUUUAGCCAAAUGCGAGGACACAAAGCACGCCUACAUGCAAGGCAUCCACCGGCUGGCCAAGGGUUCCCCUGACGGCAUCUCCUUGAUCGACCAAGUCGGCUGCUGCUACGGCACUGUCCCCUACACGUACGACUUCUCCCAGGUCUACUACGCCGACUGGACCAAGAGUUUCGAUGCCAACAACCGAUGGAACUCCUGUCCUCGUGGUUACUUCGUGCAAGGUCUCUACAGAGACAAGGGCACAAACACGCUGCAGGACAUCGCAGAAGGCCGGUGCAUCAAGCCAGCCUCUCACCCCUACAGAUACGGCGAGUGCUACGACCUGAGCCUUAGCUCCUUGUUCGACACCGAGGGCUGGCACAGAUGUGACGACGGCUUCUUCAUCACCGGCAUGUAUCGCGGAGGCUGCAACGAGCUGCACUGUCUCAAGACGCUCAAGUGCUGCACGAUGGCGCCUCAGCCCCAGGUCGUCAACUCCCUGUCGGCUGCCAAGGUUAUGGUGAUGGACAACACCAUGUCCGAUAUAGCCAAACUGGCUGACAUGUUGGGCUACGGCUGGUGUGCCGGAUGUCGCGCGGCGUACGUCGGAGAGGACUUCCGCAGAGACGGAGACAAGUGGGUGGCCGACAAGAGAGGGCCCUGUACCGGGCACAAGGCAGAUCACCGGCUGUCCAUGGAGUACGGGGACUGGAAGUUCGCCAUCAAGGAGAUGGUCUUUGGCGACCCAAUCAUCCAGGAGCUGCAGCCCGAGGCUAUCGACACAGGCAUCUUGACCAACGACUCCCCGAACGUCGUGACCCACGAACUGGAGCGAGGUACCGAGGUGACCCGCACCGUGACCCACACCACCAGUUCAGAGUGGAAACACUCGGAAGAACUUGGUAUUACAGUGGGCUACAGCCCGCCCGACGCAACAGGCGGUUUUAGCGCAGAGUCCAGCUUCACUUUCAAUUACGAGUCGACUUCCUCGACAGAAGAUGCUAACGGUCUUGAGCAAAAGAAGAGCUUCUCUGUUAAGCAGAGCACCAAAGUCAAACCCAAAUCAGCCGUCAAGUGGACCAUGAUCCUGUCCAAGACACGCCGCACCGUGCCCUACACCGCUAAGGUUGUGGUUCAAUUCUCCACAGAGCUCCAAGGCUUCUUGCGAUGGGGAGGAGGCGUCAACGGCGACACCACCAACUUCCACAACACGCACAAAGGCAGCGGAGACAGGCCCACCUUCAACUACAAGUUCGGCUCCCCCAAGACGCCUUUCUACGAGGCUCUGAAGUAUCAGAGUGACACCAUGCAGUACCCGUGGCUGUGGGCGGACAUGGAGGCGAGGUACUCCAACGCCCGGGAGCUCAUUGAGAGCCUGUCGGACGAUGGGCGCUACGAGUUCUUCCUCACUGGCAAGUUUGACGACAUCAGCGGAAAAGACGUGCAGAUCAAGUGGAGCAAAGCAGGCAGCGCCCGCAGACGCAAGAGAUCGUCUGAUAACGGGAUCACCCAGGUGGUGGCCAAAGAGGGAGCUAACGACCCACCGGAAGUGUUCCCACCCCCUCCCGUGGUGAAGAAAGACCCCGUGGUCAAAGUGGACACUCUGAACGAGAUGCCCAUCCAGGGAGACUGAGCUAUAAUGGACUCCCCUUUUACUGCGCUCUAGGGUUGUUGUUUUUUUAACGUUACUUUCAACUCUGAAAAGUCGUCAAGUUUCUUGCAAACGUCAGUAUCAUAAACCAUGACUGCGAUUGUUUCGAAACAAUAAACUCUGUUUCUCGUAUCGAUUUACCUCA